UAACUUUUAGAUUUCAUAAUUUAUUGUGGGAUUCCCUGCAAAGACUCUAAAUGACUAAAUCCAAAUCAAGGAUAUAUAUAUGAAGAUAUGACACCUAUCAUCUUCUCUUCCAUGAACAUUUUCUCCCUCUUCUUACGUAUCUUUUGAUUAAUGCUAUGAUAUGAUGAUAGUUUUCAAACAUUCAACCAUGAUGCCCUUCUUCUCUUUCACACACUACAAAUCCUUUUGGAGAUCUUCAAUUGCAUUUGCAUUUGCAUUUGCAUUUUUCUUAACCUUUCUCUUGAUUGCAAACUCACUCACUCUCCAAACCCAAUCCACUACAAUCCCAUGCAACAAAGACCCCUACAAGGAACUAAACCUUAUCCCCAACCCAAACGGCACCGUCACGCGCCCCAACAAACCCCCCCAGAGCCCGCCCGCACCGGAUCCCAACCUCAACACCCUCGUACUCUCCAAAGACCUCUCCAUCAACCAAUCAAAAAGCACAUGGGCGAGGGUCUACCUACCCCGCGUAGCACUGGAUCACAGCUCCAAACUCCCGUUAUUGGUUUUCUUCCAUGGUGGCGGCUUCAUUUUCCUCAGUGCGGCCUCAACAAUCUUCCACGAUUUUUGCUUCAACAUGGCAAACGACGUCGUUGCGGUCGUUGCGUCCAUCGAAUACCGUCUCGCACCGGAACACAGACUCCCCGCGGCGUACGAGGAUGCCGUGGAGGCGCUGCAGUGGAUCAAAACCAACCGAGAUGAUUGGCUGACAAACUACGUCGAUUACUCCAACGUUUUUCUCAUGGGGAGUAGUGCCGGGGGAAACAUAGCCUACAACGCGGGUCUACAUGCAGCCGCGGUUGAUGAAAAUCAGAUUCCUAAGAUCCAAGGGCUUAUUUUGGUUCAACCGUUUUUCAGUGGGACCCGCAGGACAGGUUCGGAGCUGAGGUUAGAAAACGAACCGCAUUUAGCGCUGUGUGCUAAUGACGCGUUGUGGGAGUUGUCGUUACCCGUUGGGGUUGACCGUGAUCACGAGUAUUGCAAUCCAACGGCGGGGAAUGGUCCUGCUAGAAUGGGAAUGAUCAAACGGCGUGGAUGGUGGGUGCUGGUUACCGGUUGUGGCGGUGAUCCACUUGUGGAUCGACAGGUGCAGCUUGUGAGGUUGAUGCAAAGGAAGGGAGUGAGAGUUGUGGGGCAUUUCACACCAGGGGAUUAUCAUGGGGUUCAAGAUCGUGAUCCAUUGAAGGCAAGGGAGCUAUAUGGGUGGUGACCGGUGAGUGAAGUGUGUUGCUGAAAAUUGAAGUCUUGUUUUGUGUUUUCCUGGUUCCCGGCUUGAUCUGUCAGAUUAUUAAUUGCAAGCUAUAAACAUUUGAUUGUGUACCUUAUUUUUUCUGAUCAUUAUUGGUUGGUCGUAAUAAAGUACUAAUAUGCUUAUAAUGAAUUAAUCAUGUAUUUGUGUUCAAAAUAAUUUAAACUAUUUUGAAUC
Molecule: messenger RNA, 1468 nt
Organism: Glycine soja
Lineage: Eukaryota; Viridiplantae; Streptophyta; Magnoliopsida; Fabales; Fabaceae
Product: carboxylesterase 1-like
Exons: 2
Coding region: 161-1252 (363 amino acids)
Molecular function (GO): hydrolase activity
Source: RefSeq, a predicted model, not a curated record